GUGUGUUGUGCUAGUUGCAGCCAAAUUAGUCUUGAGCUGCUAGCCUUAAGCAGAAAUGAGGAGCGGCCUACAGAGUCUGGAGGCUUUGGAGCUCUUCAGGCCAGACUUCAUCAGCCGAUCUCAAGGUCGAGUGAUGAGGUUGGAGCAGAAGGCUCGGAAAAGGAGAUCGCUGCAGGACUCCAAUCCAGACCUGAUGCAGGGCCUCGGGGAGGAUCGAGGCAGGCAAAAGAGGAACUGCACCACACCGAAUCCACUCAGUGAUAACCUUUUCAAGCCUAGAGAGAGGUCUAUAUCAGGCAGAGAGAUGCAGCUGAGGUCCAGACGGAUUUACAACAAGCUGCCAGAGGUGACAAAGAAAAAAGAGGAAGAGAAAAAGAGGACUGUAUCACAAACCAACAGAUUGCGAGCAGACCUCUUUAAAAAGAGACUUCUGGACCAGAUCCUGCAAAGAUAAAUGAGACAGACCGAAAGGCGAAAUGGGUUUAAUUCACUGGCCGUUCUAGCUCUUCACUUUUUCUUCGUGUAUAUUAAAUAUGACUUUGUAUUUAAUUCAGUCAAUCUUCUAUGCAAAUCAUUCCCAUGCCUGGGCAUAAAUCAAUUUUGUUAAGGCUCAAUUUCUGUUAAAUAGCAUGCCCAUUGCAUGUACAAAGGAAUAAAGAUACACAUUUUUUAUUUUGCUCACAAUGUUAACAUGAUGAUGCAGUUAUCAGGGUGACAGAAACACACAUUUAGUAGUUUAUUUGCUUAUAAUUUAAUUUGACAAGACAAAGACAUUAUAUAUUUCUGUCUAUGCCACAGUGGCAGAUUAAAUAAGCCUUUUUGUUGACCAAAGUUAUACUGUAAAAGUAUUCUAUUAGUAAAGCAAUUGAUGUUCAGGGCAUAUUCUAAUAAGUUAAUUGUUGUUGUGUGCAGACAUUAACAAAGCCAUACCUUCUUACAUCACAGACACACACACAACAAUUGAGAAAGGUUUGACAGUUAAAAUAUUAAAGCAAGGAAAGUGUAAUCUGUCUUCUAAAAUUACUAAAAACAAUAGUAAUCAUAUAUUGUUGCUCAU
Cottoperca gobio is the source of this 1057-nucleotide messenger RNA. Its product is annotated as (E2-independent) E3 ubiquitin-conjugating enzyme FATS. Gene Ontology annotation, cellular component: cytosol; centriole; centrosome. The transcript is spliced from 5 exons. The record is from RefSeq and is a predicted model, not a curated record. Lineage: Eukaryota; Metazoa; Chordata; Actinopteri; Perciformes; Bovichtidae. Gene Ontology annotation, molecular function: microtubule binding. Bases 56 to 454 code for a protein of 132 amino acids. Gene Ontology annotation, biological process: regulation of centriole replication.